AUGGAAGAAGUGGCCCAGCUUCUUCCUCCCUGUCCAUUUUGCCUGAGCUUGAAUGAGAAGGAGGUGGCUCACACAAUCACCGGGGCCCGCGGGGCCAGCGCCAACUUCCUCCCCGACGGGGCCGGCGCGGUGGCGGGGCCCGGGCGGUGCGUGGACAAUGCGAGAGUCAGGAAGUGCUCACCCCGCCCCUCCGCCCCGCGGCGGCUGCCCCUUCCCGGUCCCCAUGCCUGCGGUCAGGGUGGCUCUGCGGUCCCGGGGUCCGCGUCGGACAGCGGCCGCGCGUCCCGGAUCCCCCGCGCCCAGACUCAGAGGGCGGCAGGGGUGCGGGGCUGCGGGCGCGGGUGGGUGCCCGGGCGCAGGCAGGACGGGCGGGAGGAGAGAGCCGGCCAAGUUGGGGAGGUCCUGAUUGAAAACUUGGGCGCUAGUUCCUCCUGCCCGGUGCCCCCCACCCGCCCGCCGCGCGGUAAUUCCCUGCAAAUCCGGGCUCGCGCUGCCUCCGCCACAGGUGACGAGGCCCUGAGACGAUCCCAAGUCGGGCCAGUGAAGGUGAUGUGUUUCAGGACAGAAGGAAAUGAGGUGCAGUUCCUGGGAGAAGCCCCGUGUGCCACGCCCCUGAUCUGCAGCUUCGGGCGCCCGGUGGACCUGGAGAAGGACGACUACCAGAAGGUGGUGUGUAACAACGAGCACUGCCCGCACAGCACCUGGAUGCACCUGCAGUGCUUCUACGAGUGGGAGAGCAGCAUCCUCGUCCAGUUCAACUGCAUCGGCCGCGCGCGCAGCUGGAACGAGAAGCAGUGCCGCCAGAACAUGUGGACAAAGAAGGGCUACGACCUGGCCUUCCGCUUCUGCUCCUGCCGCUGCGGACAAGGCCACUUAAAGAAGGACACGGACUGGUACCAGGUGAAGCGGAUGCAGGACGAGAAGAAGAAGAAAUCAGGGUCGGAGAAGAACGCAGGGAAGCCCCCGGGCGAGGCAGGGGAGGAGGUGAAAAAGUGCAGGCCCCAGAACAAGCCCCAGAAAGGCCUGAACCACGACCUCCCCCGGCGCCACUCCAUGGACCGGCAGAACUCGCAGGAGAAAGCCGUGGGCGCUGCGCCCUACGGCGCCCGCUCCCCCUGCGCCUCGCCUGGCCAGUCCCCACCCACGGGCUACUCCAUCCUCUCCCCUGCCCACUUCAGCGGGCCCCGCUCCUCCAGGUACCUGGGGGAGUUCCUGAAGAACGCCAUACACCUGGAGCCUCACAAGAAGGCCAUGGCUGGGGGCCACGUGUUCCGAAACGCCCACUUUGAUUACAGCCCCGCGGGGUUGGCGGUCCACAGAGGGGGCCACUUUGAUGCCCCAGUGCAGUUCCUGCGGCGCCUCGACCUCUCCGAGCUGCUCACGCACAUCCCCAGACAUAAGCUGAACACUUUCCACGUGCGGAUGGAAGACGACGCGCAGGUGGGCCAGGGCGAGGACCUGCGCAAGUUCAUCCUUGCCGCCCUCAGUGCCAGCCACCGAAACGUCGUGAACUGUGCCCUGUGCCACCGCGCACUCCCGGUGUUCGAACAGUUCCCACUCGUGGACGGAACUCUGUUCCUGAGUCCGUCGAGACACGAUGAGAUUGAAUAUGAUGUUCCUUGUCACCUUCAAGGGAGACUCAUGCACUUGUACGCAGUGUGUGUGGACUGCCUGGAGGGCGUGCACAAGAUCAUCUGCAUCAAGUGCAAGUCCCGAUGGGAUGGCAGCUGGCACCAGCUGGGCACCAUGUACACCUACGACAUCCUGGCCGCCUCGCCCUGCUGCCAGGCCCGCCUGAACUGCAAGCACUGCGGGAAGCCGGUGAUCGACGUGCGGAUCGGGAUGCAGUACUUCUCCGAGUACAGCAACGUCCAGCAGUGUCCACAUUGUGGCAACCUGGACUACCAUUUUGUGAAGCCAUUCUCCUCCUUCAAAGUCCUCGAAGCUUAUUGA
This is a messenger RNA of Elephantulus edwardii (Cape elephant shrew), 1953 nucleotides long. RefSeq names its product headcase homolog (Drosophila) (gene HECA). The transcript is spliced from 6 exons. The record is from RefSeq and is a predicted model, not a curated record. The coding region runs from base 1 to 1953 and encodes 650 amino acids. Lineage: Eukaryota; Metazoa; Chordata; Mammalia; Macroscelidea; Macroscelididae.